AUGACCAUCAUCCUAUCUAUUGUUAUCCUUAUAAAAUCUGUCACACAGAAUGCCUCGCUAUGAAAAAACUCCAUAAGAACAAAAUCCCCCAAUUUGCCUAAAGAUAAACAAGACGCACGUGACAACUGCUUGAACCGCUCCAGCUGAGUGUGAAGGUCACAGAGCAGACGACACAGAUCGGGUUAUUUUCGUCCCACUUACUGUCUUCUCGGAUAAGUCUUCUGGGUUAAACCACAGCGGAUGUUAGAAGAGAGAGAACAUGGCUUCAGAGGAUUCAGAGGAGCUCACUGUGACUUCAGAAGUACAUCAUUUCUCCAAGGAAGAAGUGAUUGACGGUUCCUCGGGAGAUAUGAGCACAAUUUCACAAGUAUCACAACAGAUUGAUAAGUCGCAGGAGGUGGAGGACGAGGAUUUGUUUGAGUGUAUCCUGGGAGCCAAUGGCCAGGUGGUGCUCUGGAGUGCAAAGCGAGAAACUGUGUUAUCUAGGUUUGAUUUUGUGUACCCUUCCUAUAUGACGACAUGUGAGGGCAGCAAGAUAAUGAAGGCGGUGGCAGAUGCUGAUGGAGAUCUUCAAGUCACAAGAAAGAACAAUCUCCAUAAGAAGGAAGGUGUUGUUCUCAUUGAACAAUAUCUUUUCUUCUCAAAGGAAAGGGAACACCAGAGUGCCACAACUUUAGACUUGGUUGGUGAACAAGUUUGGCGUGGAGCACUGUUCCUCGCAGACUUUAUCCUCCACCAUCCUGAGAUCUUCAAGAAUGCAAACAUCCUGGAACUGGCUUCUGGGGUUGGAUUAACAUCCAUUGUUGCAGGCAUGCUUGCAAAGAAAGUUGUGAUUACAGAUGUCGAUCGUGGUGAUAUUUUGACUCUUAUUGAUCGUAAUGUGGAAAGAAAUAGAGAAAUAAUGAAAGCAGAAAUUCUUGUGAAGGAGAUAGAUUUCUAUGACCAUGCUACUAUUGAUGAAAACUUUGAGUCGCUUAAAGACAUCUCUGUCAUCAUGGCUGCAGAUACAAUUUAUCACAACCAGUUGACAGAUCAGUUCUUCAGAACAAUAUUGAGAUUGAUGUGUGAACCACCAAACAAGACAAUGUAUGUGGCCUUAGAGAAAAGAUUUGUGUUUACAAUAGAAGACAUGGACACAGUAGCCCCUUGCUAUGACUAUUUCCUUGAUCGCAUAGAGUGGCUGCGUUGUCAGAAUUUGUCAACAAUCAACUGGACUAUAGAAGAAGUUCCCAUCGAUUUCAAGCAGUACUUCAUCUAUGAAAAGACCAGGCAUCUAGUUCUGUGGAAAAUUGCUGCCGAGCUGAAAUGAUUUUUUUUUUUCUUUUUCUUUCCAUUAAUAUUAUUAUUAUUUCUUCCUCAUUCUUUCCGGUGGUGACAUUUUUAUUUUUUUGUCUGAGUCAAAUGCUAUGAUUUAUUUUGCAUUAUGCAGAUUCCCAAUAAUUUAUUGUACCUUGCAGGGCUCUUCAAAUAUCUAAUGAGAAUAAGAGUGAUGUUUCUCAAACUUUUCCACCAAAACUUUAUGUCAGAAAUUGAUUACAAAGAUUGCAUAUUUUCGAAGUCAUCAAAAUGAAGACUGCAAGAACCUUAUAGUAUUUGUAACUCUCUGCAAUAAGCAUUGCUAAAUUAGCGUAUUUCAAAAGUCAAGAAUUUGUGUAGAUAGCUGUUGUAAAAUAUGAUCAAUAAUCGGAAAUCAAAGUGGGAAAGAAUAGAAAAAAAAAAUUGCGCUAUUGAUCUAAUUUAACACUAUUGAUCUUUGUGCAGUUUGGGAAGAAUGGUGUAUCCUUCCAUCACAUGGAGCAGAGAAGGGAUUUUCUCAGAACCUAAAAUACUUAGUUCCUGUUUUAUUGAAUGUUCAUCACAAGGGAUGGUAUUGAAGUCAUUUAUAAAGAUACUAGUUUUGAAGCUUUAAUAUUAUUUAAGAUUGUGUAUUACAUUUCCAUUUUUGUUGUUCUUUUCUGUAAAAGAAGGUGAAAAAUCAUGGACUAUGCACAAUUAUAUACUACUAUUAUAUAGAAUGUAAUUUUGUUACUUUUUGUUAUAAGUAUGCACAUGUUGUACAUUUUGACUUUUGAAUUACAUUAUAAUCAUAUAAGAUAUAUGAUGUUACAGGUAUGACUACAGUACAAAAUGCAUGUAAUUUCUUAGGACUGUGUGGAGGCAUAGUCUAAAUAGUAGACUUUGUUUUAAUCUUUGAAAAUGCAUUUGGAGUUUGUUAGAUGGGGAACUGUUUGGUUAAUAGUUAUGUUGAAGAUAUUUAUAUUUUUGUUAUCUAGGCAUUGUCUUUGGUUGUCUGUAAAGUGAGUGAAAUUAACAAAAGAGGUGAGUUGAUAUGUGAUUUUCCUUUGGCUAACAGUUGGCAGUUUUUUGAUUUUUGCCUAGUUCUUUAUUUGUAUGCUUAUCAAUAACAUGUUGAGGUUGCAUUAUUAAAGAACACACUGAAUAUAUUACAAGUAAAGCUGGCAUGCAAAUGAAACAUAAUAAUAGAAGUUUGAUAUUUAAUCUACUUCCUGAAGUUUUCAUUGUCAGCAAACAUUAUGUAUGGCUCUUCAGUUUGUUAAGUUGUGAGUUGAAUGUAGUACUGACUAAUUCAUGAUUUAGUUGUGAUAUGGUUAUGAUUUAGGUAUUUGAACGUAUCUGUGAUGGUGGUCUUCAUGUUGUUAUCAUAUUUGUUCAAAAGUAUAAUAACAAGGAAACACAUUGAUAUUUUUCAGAUUGAAUCAUAAAUAAAACAGAUAUUCCUAA
Messenger RNA from Penaeus vannamei (Pacific white shrimp), 2742 nucleotides. RefSeq names its product methyltransferase-like protein 22. The record is from RefSeq and is a predicted model, not a curated record. Gene Ontology annotation, cellular component: nucleus. Lineage: Eukaryota; Metazoa; Arthropoda; Malacostraca; Decapoda; Penaeidae. Gene Ontology annotation, molecular function: protein methyltransferase activity. Gene Ontology annotation, biological process: protein methylation.